Messenger RNA from Olea europaea var. sylvestris, 3835 nucleotides. Its product is annotated as calcium-transporting ATPase 1-like. The transcript has 7 exons. Gene Ontology annotation, molecular function: ATP hydrolysis activity; ATP binding; P-type calcium transporter activity. The record is from RefSeq and is a predicted model, not a curated record. Bases 350 to 3397 code for a protein of 1015 amino acids. Gene Ontology annotation, biological process: calcium ion transmembrane transport. Gene Ontology annotation, cellular component: intracellular membrane-bounded organelle; membrane. Lineage: Eukaryota; Viridiplantae; Streptophyta; Magnoliopsida; Lamiales; Oleaceae.
UGUAGACACGCGCGUACACACCCUUCAGACACCGGGCAAUCCAAUUUCGAGGUUCGAGUCAUUGACUUUUCCGUUGCUCCCAGAAUCAAUCGCCAUCUUCAAAAUACCAAUCUUCUCUUGCAAUCUCAGUAGAUUUCUCUUUGUUGGAGACUUCAUAGUCAAGCGCUGUUUUCAUCAUCUGCUUUUGCAAAAGCAGUAUAUGAAGUGGAUUAGGUAGACCAAACUCAUAAAGCUGCUGAAAUUUCGAAGCAGCAGAUUUGGUGGAUUAGAAGGAUAUACUUUCGCCAUCUGGACGUAAAAUAAGCUGAUAUUUGUUGUUGUGGUUUGGUAGUUUAAGAAAAGAAGCUUUAUGGGGAGUUAUAUGGAGGAGUUUACGGAGGUAAAGGCGAAGAAUUCGUCGGAGGAGGCGUUGCAACGGUGGAGGAAGGCGUGUUGGCUGGUCAAAAAUCGUAAACGAAGGUUCAGAUUUACUGCUAAUCUCUCCAAGCGUUUCGAAGUUCGCGAGAUCCAAAGAUCUAAUCAGGAGAAGCUCAGAAUUGCAGUAUUAGUUUCAAAAGCUGCUCUCAGUUUUAUUCAAGGUAUUAGUUACACUGUACCUGAGGCAGUCAAGGGUGCAGGUUUUGAAAUAUGUGCAGAUGAGUUAGGAUCCAUUAUUGAAGGCCACAAUUUGAGUAAGCUAAAAGUUCAUGAUGGCGUUGAGGGUAUUGCAGACAAGCUCUCCACUUCACUUAAUAAAGGAAUUAGUGUUUCCGAGGAUUUGCUGAACAAAAGAAGAGAGAUUUUUGGAAUCAAUAAGUUUGCUGAGAGUCCAGCCAAGGGUUUUUGGCUUUUUGUGUGGGAAGCUCUUCAAGAUACAACCCUCAUGAUACUUGCAGUGUGUGCCCUUGUGUCGUUGAUCGUUGGCAUUGCAACAGAAGGAUGGCCAAAGGGCGCCCAUGAUGGACUCGGGAUUGUUGCAAGUAUCUUUCUUGUAGUAUUUGUCACUGCCACAAGUGACUAUAAACAGUCCUUACAGUUCAAGGAUUUAGACAAGGAGAAGAAAAAGAUUACAGUUCAGGUUACUAGAAAUGGGUACAGGCAAAAGAUUUCAAUAUUUGAUCUACUUCCUGGGGACAUUGUUCAUCUUGCUAUUGGGGAUCAGGUCCCCACUGAUGGACUCUUUGUCUCGGGUUAUUCUUUGUUAGUAAAUGAAUCGAGUUUAUCUGGAGAGAGCGAACCAGUUAAUGUAACUGCUGAAAAUCCUUUUCUCUCAUCUGGAACUAAAGUGCAGGAUGGAUCAUGCAAAAUGCUUGUUACUACUGUUGGGAUGAGAACCCAAUGGGGUAAAUUGAUGGCUACACUUAGUGAAGGAGGUGAUGAUGAGACCCCAUUGCAGGUUAAACUGAAUGGAGUGGCAACAAUAAUUGGAAAAAUUGGUCUCUUUUUUGCUGUUGUCACCUUUGCUGUUUUGGUGCAAGGGUUGAUUAACCGCAAAAUGAUAGAAAGGUCCCACUGGAGCUGGUCUGGCGAUGAUGCCCUGGAAAUGCUGGAAUACUUUGCUAUUGCAGUUACAAUUGUUGUGGUUGCUGUUCCUGAGGGUUUGCCUUUAGCUGUUACACUAAGUCUUGCAUUUGCCAUGAAGAAGAUGAUGAAUGACAAGGCCCUUGUCCGACAUUUGGCUGCUUGUGAGACUAUGGGAUCUGCCACAACUAUUUGUAGUGACAAGACUGGGACACUAACAACUAAUCACAUGACUGUUGUAAAAGCAUGCAUUUGUGGGAAAGUGAAAGAAGUUAGUAACUCUGUGACGAGUUCUGUAUUCUGCUCUGAUUUUUCUGAUUCCGUUGUGAGAAUGCUGACGAAAUCUAUAUUCACCAACACUGGGGGAGAGAUAGUCACUAGUAAGGAUGAGAAGAUUGAAAUUCUUGGUACACCAACUGAGGCUGCACUUUUAGAUUUUGGCCUAUUCCUGGGAGGAGAUUUCCAUGCCGAGCGACAAGCAUCAAAGCUUGUCAAAGUUGAGCCAUUUAAUUCUGUGAAGAAGCGCAUGGGUGUAGUUCUGUGGCGUCCUGAAGGAGGUUUUCAGGCUCAUUGUAAAGGUGCAUCUGAAAUUAUUCUGUCUGCAUGUAACAAGGUUCUGGACUCAAAUGGUGAGGUAACUCCUCUAGAUGAAACAUCCAUUAAUAUACUGGAAGAUACAAUUGAACAAUUUGCAAGUGAAGCUCUGCGAACUCUGUGCCUUGCUUACAAGGAUAUUGGAACUGAUUUUUCUGCUGAAAAUCCUAUUCCAUUUGAGGGUUAUACCUUGAUUGGAAUCGUGGGUAUUAAAGAUCCAGUUCGUCCUGGAGUUAAGGAGUCUGUUGCAAUUUGUAGGUCAGCUGGUAUUACAGUGCGGAUGGUUACCGGAGAUAACAUAAACACGGCUAAGGCAAUAGCUAGAGAAUGUGGAAUAUUGACUGACGAUGGUAUUACAAUUGAAGGCCCAGAAUUUCGUGUGAAGAGUGAAGAAGAGUUGCAUGAACUCAUCCCGAAAAUACAGGUAAUGGCUCGUUCUUCACCUAUGGAUAAGCAUACCCUUGUGAAACAGUUACGAUCAACUUUUGAAGAGGUGGUUGCAGUGACCGGUGAUGGCACAAAUGAUGCUCCUGCACUUCAUGAGGCAGACAUUGGGCUUGCAAUGGGCAUUUCUGGAACCGAGGUGGCCAAAGAAAGUGCUGAUGUUAUAAUUCUAGAUGAUAAUUUCUCUACCAUUGUUACCGUGGCAAAAUGGGGGCGCUCAGUUUACGUGAAUAUUCAGAAAUUUGUUCAGUUUCAGCUGACAGUUAAUGUGGUUGCUCUUAUUGUCAACUUCUCUUCAGCCUGCUUGACAGGCAGUGCUCCACUUACGGCGGUUCAGCUUCUAUGGGUCAACAUGAUCAUGGAUACUCUUGGUGCCCUUGCCCUGGCCACUGAACCUCCAAAUGAUGACUUGAUGAAGAGAUCACCAGUUGGAAGGAAAGGAAACUUUAUCAGCAAUGCAAUGUGGAGGAACAUCUUGGCGCAAUCUGUUUAUCAAUUUGUUGUCAUAUGGUAUCUUCAAACAUCAGGAAAAACAGUCUUCAACCUUGAUGGCCCUGAUUCUGAUUUGAUUCUGAACACCCUAAUUUUCAACUCAUUCGUCUUCUGUCAGGUUUUUAAUGAGAUAAGCUCGAGGGAUAUGGAGAAGAUAAAUGUGUUCAAAGGCAUACUGGAGAACAUUAUAUUUGUGGUUGUCCUGAGUUUCACAGCUCUAUUCCAGAUCAUUAUUAUCGAAUUCCUUGGUACGUUUGCCAAUACGCACCCUCUCACUUGGCAGCAAUGGGCUGUGAGCGUUCUGCUCGGAUUUCUUGGCAUGCCAGUUGCUGCUGCUGUGAAGAUGAUCCCAGUGGGAUCAAGAUGAAAUCAUAUGGGCAAUAAGUUAUUUUCUAACUAUAUGUGUUCUAAGAAUCACAUUGGAUCCAGCAGGAGGAUACGUGUUUCCCACAUCUUCGAACUUUACAGCCAUAGAAUUGGAGACCUAUAAUGAAACAACUGCUGGAGAAGGUUGGCAAUUUGUAUGCAUGUUGUAGACUUUAAGGAUAUUUUGGUUUGAAGUGUGUGGACUCGACAGACUAGAAAUUUCGUCUUACCUUGUGAAGGAAUCAGGACUGUUACUGUGUCCUGUAAUUUUUUGGUAUUGUUCAAUGAUACUAAGCCCCCGUUUGGCCCCCAUUAAUUUUGACUAUAAUGGAAAAUUUUCGAUUUACGUGUAAUAUUAUUUUAUUAAAGAUUGUGGUGAAAAUAGGAAAGAAAUUUAAUGAAUACCAAGCGGGGGCUAAUUACUGUCUUCAUUCAUUCA